AUGGCUGAUCUAACUUUUUAUAAAAUCAAUUAUGUCAUUUCAGAGGAAUCAAAGCUGAGGAUCGUGCUCCUGGGAAAGACCGGAGUUGGUGUGAGUGCGUCAGGAAACACCAUCCUUGGGAGCAAAGAGUUUACGAGUGAACUGUCUUCUGUAUCUGAAACAAGAGAGUGCAAGAUGAAGAAAAGACAGUUUGAUGGACAAACACUGGCUAUUGUUGAUACUCCAGGUCUGUUUCACACAGACAACGAUCAUAAGAAGGUGAUGAAAAAGAUCCUACAAUGCAUCCUGAUGACUAUGCCCGGUCCUCAUGUGUUCCUGUUGGUGCUAAAGCUAAAUUCCUUCUCACAGCAAGAUGAAGAUACACUGAAAACCUUCAAGAACAUCUUCAGAGACGCAGAACAUCAUACUAUCGUCUUGUUCAGCCAUGGAGAUCAAUGUGAGGAUGAUAAUUGUAAGGUUCAACAUCAAUGUCAAGAUUUCGCUAAAAGAAAAGAAGAUGUCAGAAAAGUCAUCGUUCUGCGUGAUGAUGCAUUUCAUGUCCUUAACAACGAAGUCGAGGAUGAGUGUCAAGUUAGUGACCUGGUGCAGAAGAUCAAGAACAUGGUCCAGGAAAAUGGCUACUACAGAGGCGAAAUAUAUGAAAAGGCUGAGAAUGCCUUAAAAGAAAAUAAUAAACCCCAUGAGGUACAGGAAGGUAAUAACGAGCAGUCAUUUUGGAAGCAUGUGGAGGACCUGAUCAACAAGGGUCAGGCUAAAUUGGAGGGAUACAUUCUAAAUUCCUUUCCAGCUGUGAAAUGUUUCCUCAACAAAAUACAAGACAUAGCAUAUGAAUGCAUGCCAGCUGAAGCUAAGUAAAAUGAGCUCAUCAAACAGGUACCGAAACACAUACAGCACAGGGAAAAUCAUAGUGGUGAAAGGAUGCAAAUUUAUUGUUUAUUUUUCACUGUUCAAUACACUUUUCAAAAUGUAUACAAUGUGUAGAUGCUAUAUUCAUGAUCUGUGGACAGUUGGGGCAUUGACUGUUGUGUGAAUAGUGAUCUUUUUCUUUUUAGGAAAGGUGACAGUGGUGUGAGUUUGUUAUACUGCUACAUAAGGCGUGAUUUUUUUCCUACCAAAAUCUCUAAACAUUGUCACUUGACUGUCCAGUCACCACAGUCCAGAUGAGAUACGAUGCUUGCUAAGCAAUAAGCUUUUAUUACCAAGCGUUUCGCCUCUUAGGCUACACACAGGCCACUCCUUCUUAUUGGAGAAGGUUGUUGGAUCAGUAUGCAUCCCAAAAGGAAACCUGCUAAAAAACAAGGUGCUGCCAAAGUUAUCUACAGUUAAUUUUCCCCUAAAAGAUGCGAGAAUUAUACAUCUAUCAAAAAGUCAGAUUGUAAAGCACAGAGCUCUUUGCAGUAAAAGUAAAUUGUACUUGUCAGAGGAGAUUUAAUGCAUCACACUUUUACACUUUAUAUUUUGAUACAUUCACUGUGCUAAAUUGCUCCUUAUUAAUUAACUUGUGUAGAUCUGUUAAGAGGUAGGUGGUCAGCUGGUCCCAGGACUGCUAGUGGUUCGUCAUGCAUCCACAUCCCACUGUUCAGAGCAUUAUAAUGGCUGAAGCUACAGCAUCAUAGUAGGGUGUAUUUGAAAGCCAUACUGCAGCAGCUAAGGUUGACAGAUGAAACUCUUACAAGCUAAGAGUAUACCAGCAGUCUACAUUUUACUUGUCAUGCUUGUUGCUGUA
This is a messenger RNA of Micropterus dolomieu (smallmouth bass), 1726 nucleotides long. RefSeq names its product GTPase IMAP family member 4-like. Bases 1 to 855 code for a protein of 284 amino acids. The transcript has a single exon. The record is from RefSeq and is a predicted model, not a curated record. Gene Ontology annotation, molecular function: GTP binding. Lineage: Eukaryota; Metazoa; Chordata; Actinopteri; Centrarchiformes; Centrarchidae.